This is a messenger RNA of Ictalurus furcatus (blue catfish), 9334 nucleotides long. Its product is annotated as pleckstrin homology domain-containing family G member 3. Gene Ontology annotation, molecular function: guanyl-nucleotide exchange factor activity. The transcript is spliced from 19 exons. Bases 264 to 4637 code for a protein of 1457 amino acids. NCBI's taxonomy places the organism in Eukaryota, Metazoa, Chordata, Actinopteri, Siluriformes, Ictaluridae. The record is from RefSeq and is a predicted model, not a curated record.
GGUUGUGUGCCUAGUGACACGCCCUUCCAGGCCUCGCUCUGGCGGUGACGCGCUAUGUGGGCGGGGCUUAUAUCUGCGCCUUCAGUAAUUACAGGAAAGUGUAGUGAAGUUAGUUGUCCGCUACAUGUGGGAUGUUUUAGGCGAUUUCUUACGGAACGGAAGGAAGCAAGGACCUAAAGUAAGCGAUGCAUGUCAGCGAAGCCUGAGAUAAAUCAUAUCUGGUGUGAAGAAACAGCUGCUCUUGUGUCUGAAGCUUGAGUGACAUGCCAGAGAAGUCUCAUCACUGUCAUCAUCAGGUCUCAAUGGGUGAAGAAUCUCCUCGCUUGUCCACGGACUCUUCCUUGAGUGGCCAUGACCCUAUCCUGGCUGACUACUACUCGCUGUCCAUCGAACACUCUGAUAAUGAGCGGCCAGUGAGCACCGUGUCCACUAUCUCAUCAGGCUCCUCUGGAGAGGGCCAGAGCAGCCUGUUCAGUGCGUCCCACUGUCCCCAGUCUUUGCCCUCCCUACCGACUGAAACUGACAUCAACCUGGAGCUUAGCCCUCCUGAGGAACCUAAUGAACAUCCAGCCCCACUGAGGCCUGCAAGCAAGAGACCAAGGCCAGACCCUGUUGCGGGCCAGUUUAACAACAACGCAAGCACUGCUGGAGCCAUUACACUGCCACCAAGCCUGGACGGACCUUCGCCUGUCGCCACUGUAGUGAUGGCACCUAAUUCUCAACUAACCUAUGUGGACCGAGUGGUCAUGGAGAUUAUUGAAACAGAAAGGAUGUAUGUAAGGGACUUGCGCAGUAUUGUAGAGGACUAUCUGGCUCACAUUAUAGACACCAGAGAUUUACCCAUUAAGCCUGAGCAAGUUUGUUCCCUGUUUGGCAACAUCGAAAUCAUCUAUGAAUUCAACAGCGAGUUAUUGCAGGCUCUAGAAAUGUGUGACAGUGACCCAGUGGCCAUUGCUUGUUGCUUUGUGGAUAAGAGUGAAUAUUUUGACAUCUACACUCAGUACUGCACAAACUAUCCAAACUCCGUGGCUACACUUACAGAGUGCAUGAGGAACAAGACGCUGGCCAAGUUCUUCUGGGAUCGUCAGGCGACUCUCCAGCACUCCCUCCCUUUAGGUGCCUACCUGCUGAAGCCUGUGCAGAGGAUUUUGAAAUAUCACCUCCUAUUACAGGAAAUUGCUAAACAUUUUGACCCUGAGGAAGAGGGGUUUGAUGUAGUCGAAGAGGCCAUAGUCACCAUGACAGGAGUGGCCUGGUACAUCAAUGACAUGAAGAGGAAGCACGAGCAUGCUGUGAGACUGCAGGAGAUUCAAUCCCUCCUCAUCAACUGGAAAGGGCCUGACCUCACUACAUACGGUGAGCUCGUCCUCGAGGGAACCUUCCACGUCCACCGUGCAAAGAAUGAAAGAACGCUGUUCCUCUUUGACAAAAUGCUCCUCAUCACCAAGAAGAGAGGAGAGCAUUAUGUCUACAAGACCCAUAUAAUGUGUUCCACUUUAAUGCUGAUUGAAAGUGCCAAAGACUCUCUUCGCUUCAGUGUGACUCACUACAAGCAUCCUAAACAACCUCACACAGUACAGGCCAAAACUGAAGAGGAGAAAAAACUGUGGGCUCAUCACAUAAAGCGACUGAUUCUGGAGAACCAUCAUGCCAUCAUACCGCAGAAAGCCAAAGAUGCCAUUCUGGACAUGAGAUCUGCCGGCCCAGUGAAAUAUCGCUAUAGUCCUGAAAAACAAAACAAGAGUGAGGACCUUCUAAUAGGAGGACGUAAAGAACGAAGACGAUCAGAGCCAUUUAACAGAGUUAAACAGAAUAUGAGAACUACAAAAGAAACUCUUAAGGUAAGCCUUCACACACUCAAACCCCAGAGCAUGCACCAGCAGCCUUUUUUGCACUCCUGUAACUGUGUCUUUAUACUCCAGCAUGCUGACAGCAUGGAUGCUCUGCUGUCGGACAGCAGCCAGAAUUCCCUGCAGGCUACAGCUAGCACCUCCACCUUGAGGUCCAGUGUGGAGGAAGUGGAGACCGAGAGACCCAUCACUGAGGAACGCACGAGCGAAUGGCUUUCCUUGGACUGGCUGAGCGUGAACGGUGAAAUGGCAUUCCGUAGACAAAAAGAGGAGGAGAAGGAGGGAGCGCUGGAGAAAGUGCGGAUGCGGAGUGGAGAAGAUGAAGAGAUUCUGGUGAAAGACGAGCAGGUAGCUGACUUUGCCACCUCAGUGUUGGCCGCCAUCUCCUGCUGGCGCUAUAAGGCCAGGGCUUUGCUUUUCACACGGGUCCUAACGAAUAGAGAUGGGGAACAGGCUAUGGAGGAGAAUGAAUUAGUGGAACCUAUGAGAGGCCGACCCCCCUCUGAAGAGGACCAGGGUGAGAAUUCCACUGUAUGUGAACAGGACUCUUCUGAGGAUCAUUGUUCACAGGCCAUUUCUCUGCCUGGAGAAGAAGCAAGACAACAGCAGUCACACAUUAUCCCUCAGGAUGAAGGCAGAGAUGUUCAUGGGAUUGUGGUGGGUAGUGUGGAGUCACUGUCCCCAGUCCACGAUGAGAUCCAACUAGAGGACGAGAGCACUCAAUCCAGAACAAAUUUUUCAGAGGAUGUUGAGGACCUGGGGGAGGAGGGAGAGGAAGAAGAUGAAGAAGAAGAAGAGGAAGAAAUGUCAUCAGGAACUGAACCUAGGAGCAUCUUGCCAACAUCUGUACUAGACAAAGCCAGUGUUAUUGCUGAACACUUUACUGGCAGCCUCUCUCGGCAAAGCAGUAUAGCAGCUGACGACAUGUUCUCUCUAGGUUGCCCUUCAUCUCAGACAGGUAGUAGGAGAAGUAGCGUGUUCAGCCUUAAUGCUGACCUGCUAGACAAAGAGAAUGUUCAAGAGCUGAACUAUUCCUCCCCUGAGCCAGUUACUUUAAAACAUGUACCUGAAUCUUUAGCCUCAGCAACUCUUGGAGACAGGCUGGUCACACCAGACCAAAGACCACAAACAAAACCAGAUACUCUCUCCAAAAAGGACAGAAUGCUUAUCCAUAAGAUCAAGCAAUACUACGAGCAUGCCGAGCAACAGGAUGCCAAUUUCAGCAUCAAACGCAGGGAAAGCCUCUCUUACAUUCCUCCAGGGCUAGUCCGCAAUCUCAGCCGACAACUCGACAGCCUUCCUACUGAAGAAGCUGCGGCAAGUCACAAGAAGGCCUCAAAAAGUACAAGGCCAACUUCUUGGGCAGUUUUUGAUCUUCCAGGGUUGGAGAAAGAGAAUUCCAAGGAGGUCAUGGACACAGAGCUUCUGACUAUUAGAGACAGAAAUGAAGCUAUGGAUAGGUCUCAGGUAGUUCCCCAGGCACUUGAUAAGGAUGAGGAUUUCCACUCCUCCUCUGAGAUGAUGAGGGUUUGGCAAGACAUGGAGGUUGAAAUCAGUGGCGCUUCUAAGGAUCCUCAAGAUGUUUCUAAAGAUAAAAUGAAUGGCACAGUCGCCAGUCCUACCCAGGAUCAAAAGGGACAGGAGAGUUCUUAUAGUGACCUUGGUGAACCCCUGCUAAUAUUGGAAGAAUCUGACAACAGCAUGGUUGGACAAGGGACAUCAACACCUUCACCACUUAACAACAUCCAAGGCAAAGAGUAUGAACUGGAGAGCCGCAAAUACAGUGAUCAGAAGCUCCAAGAGACACAGAAGAUCAGACCUGCUCCUCUACCCAAGAUUGUCAUCCUGAGGUCAAGCUCAGAAGAUGACUUAAUGCUAAAAGAUAUUGAGAAGAUGAAGAACAAAGUGUUAACGCUAGCUAGGCAAUACAGCCAGCGUAUUAAGGACAACAAGCCUGUAGUGAGACAAAGAGUGGUGGCUAAGUUGGCAGAGAGCGAUUUCAGCCACAAAAAGCUGUCAUCUGUUGUGGAAGACAAAUCUCCAGAGAAUGAGAUGGGUAUGCGGAGCCAGGCACUAUCACUUGGUUCAAGUGAGCACACAGACUCCAGUUCAUCACUGAGCCCCAGCUCCCUGGGCAGUCCUCAACUGCAGUCCGCUAGCAGACCACCUGCUCUGGAUGCACAAAGUCCAGUCUACACUGAGAGCUUUAAUUGGCCAGAUGUAAGAGAGCUGCGUUCCAAAUACUCCCGCCCGAAUCCUCAGUCACUCUCAAUUAAUCGCAGUUGCUCUGUCCCAGACCGAAUACUUGAGGUUGGACAUAAUAAUCCAACAGCUUGUCGAAGUUGCUCCUGCUCCAGCCCAGUUUGUGACCGUAUGGACCCCCACACAACACCAGCUAAAGACACUACCACUACCCAGUCCACGGAUAAGGGACCUGCAGGACAGGGUGUGGUUAAACUGUGCAGAAGCAGUUCUUUGGAACAUAUGGUGGGACCGCUUCAUUUAAAACAGCAAACGGACUGUACAGACAUCCCAAGGAGCUAUUACUUAUCUGGCCAGGCCACCUUGCCCAAUGAAAACAAGAUCAUUAUAGUGGAAAGGAUUAUUAAGACAGAAAAUUGUCCAGCAGCAGAAGAGAAGAAAGAGGAGCUUCAUGAAGACCAACUAAGGUGUCUGGACAGUGAUGAAACGUGUAUACUGAGGUCAUUUGAAAAAACAGAGAACAGCCGACACAGUUUAGUCAAAAACCUGCGCGAGAAAUUCCAAAACCUUAGUUCAUACACGUAAAUGUUCUUGUAAGCUGCGUUCAGACUUUCUACUAUCGUACAUUACUGCACACAGAGGCCCAGUGUUUUUCUACAAAGAUAUCUAAGCAUAAAGUCUUAUGGGGUUGUGCCAAUAUGCCACCCCUUUUGUGGUCCUUAUGUAGAUUGUAUGUUAAGAAUGGAGUGCUCAGGCCUUUAACUGAGUACAUUUAUGAUUAAGCUGUAUUAAUUAAAUUAAAUGGUAAAAGGACAUGUGUAAACUCAGACCUCACCUUGAAAUAUUUAUGAAAUUGACAUUUUGAUGUGUAUAUUAGCAUUUUUGCAAGUUUAUAGAUGUACAAAAGCUUUUGGUUACUGCCUACAUAACGUGACACUGAUAAGCUUACUCAGGAUAAAUUUACCUCUGACCUGUAUCAUCAUCACUAUCAUUUUAUUUUUUUAAUGUACUAUGUAUCUGUUCUCUGAAUUGUCCAGUAGCUAUAUCUCCACAGCAAUCAAGUAUAUAAUUGGGACUAUGGCCAAUUAUAUGGCUUAUGGGUAUGGAUGAUAGCUUGUAAUAGUGGACAAAUGCUGUAGAAUUUAGCUUGCUAUGUGUAUUUUCAUAAAGCUGUCACUUCCCGGUAAAAAUAAGUCAGCAAAGGGAUGGUUCCAAUUAAACAUUAGUGGACAGAAUGCACUUUGAUCCCAGACACACAUUUGUUUGUUUGUUUCGAUCUAAAACAUUCCUGUGAUAAAAUCUUCUGUAAUUUUGUGUAUAAUCUUUAUAAUUUAUUUAAAAUUUGCAUUCGGUGUGAAUGGGCAAUUUUCAUUUUGUAUUAAUUUUACAGUUGCUCAUUACAGGGGCAUUAAAUUACAUUACAUUCAGUGGUGCUUUAGAAAAUGCAACGUACAGUGAUCAUUCUCAUCUUGCACAUAGAUAUAUUACAUGAAUUUUUAUUAUGUGUUAAAUAAAUAGACAUGUAUGUAAGAAAAGAAUACAGUAAUACAGAAGAUGCUUAAGUAUUGCUCAUUUUGCUGGUACUGGGUAAACUCUCUGUUACACAGAUACACAACUCUGGCUGAUUCUAAGGUAAGUCUCUGAACAAGAGCAUCUCCCAUUUUCCCAGUAAAUAAUGGGGGGGAGGCAAUAGAAUGAAUGUUCAUUAAUAGGUCAGAUGAACAGAAAAAGAUCAUGUAUAAAGAAGAGCAGAACACUGCUCGGUUACAGAUGAGGAUGGUAGCACUGUGGGAAAACAUGGUUUGAGAAAUUUCAGAGGCUCUGUGGAAAAUAAAAACGUUGGUGCCAUCAGAGCGAAAGACGUCACCCAUGAAGGAACCCCAGGUUAGUUUUGUACUACAUGUACUAUAUAGCUAAAAGUAUGUACACACCUUGAACAAUCACACACAUGUACUUGUUGAACAUCCCAUUCAAGAUUUAGUCUGUCCUUAGUUGUUCUAUUUACCUCCACUUUUCUGGGAAGACGUUCCACUAUAUUUUGGAAUGUGGAUGCGGGGAUUUUUUGCUCAUUCAGCCACAAGAGCAUUAGUGAGGUCAGGCACUGAUGUUGGGUAAGGAGUCCUGUGCCUUGUGUGCAGGCCACUCAAGUUCUUCCACACCAACCUUGGCAAACCAUGUCUUAAUUGCUUUGUGCAUGUUGGAACAGGUUUGGACCUCUUAAUUCCAGUGAAGAAAAAUUGUAAUGGUACAACAUACAUUCUAGAAAAUCUGUGCUUGUAACCUUGUGAGAACAGUUUGAGGAAGACCCCUUGUGACGGUUAGGUGUCCACAUACUUUUGGCCAUAUAGUGUGUUACGAAAUGGCUAACCAGUGUAAGCUAAAGAGAAUGGAUCAAAGAGCUGUAUUGCUAUGUGACUUUUUAUUCACUCCUGGAUUAUUGCAAUGCUCUUUGUUUUGGUAGGUAAGCCAACAAAAAAGUGUUGUUGUUUUUUUUUUUGUUUGUUUUGUUUUGUUUUCACUUUUUUUUUUUUUUUGCAUAUUUUGUUCAUAUGUAAAAGUGGUACAUAUUUUAAAAUAUAUUAGACAUUAUUAAAACCAGAAUAUUUACAGACCAAUCGAAUUCAAGGCCAUCCUACACCAAUUAAAGGACUUGGCUGUAAUGUGCCAGUGAAGCGGUCUCGUUAUGUGGUCCAACGAUGUCAUGACUUUUGUACGUGCAGAUCAGCGAUACCUCAGGAGAAGAUGGUGGAGGGUUAGGAUGAGCACCGUGACUGGGUUUUUUAGGUCUUAGGUCCCCUUUGUGGAUAAUUUUUUAAAAAAGUUUGUGAACCGAAACACUGGUUAAAUAUAACCUCAAUCAUUGUCAAGUCUGGGUAUAUAUGAUGCAGCUUCAUAUAGGGAUCAAUUAGAACAUUUAUUUUAUCUGAAAUUGCAGUAAUUAGUAUUCUAUAAUGGAUGCAGACAAAUUAAGAAGGUAGGACGCAUAAGAAUUGGAUUAUCAUUGUCAACAAUGUUUACACCCCACUGCACUACCACGUGGCACUCAUACAGUAGAUGUAAAUCAAUGACGAUGUUUGCACUGCACUACCACUUUAAUUCCACUCAAGUCUGCUGCUUGUAUCUACAUUGUAAAAAGUGAUAUAAUGAACAGGGAUAUACAACCCCCGAAAAUGCAUUCAUCUAUUAGGCAUUUAUUCAGCUGUGCAACUGUAUGGUGCCUUCGUUGCCUUAUUUUUCUCUUCAUAAUGUGCCCACAUAUUCUCAAUCGGAGACGGAUCAGGACUGCAGGCAGGCCAUGCUAGCACCCGUACUCUCUGUUUGCGCUUGUAAUCUGGCCAGAUUGUGGUUUGACGUUGUCCUGCUCUGGAUGGCAGCAUCUGUUGGUCCAAAAUGUGUACAUAUCUUUCUGCAUUAAUGAUGUCCUCACAGAUGUGCAAGUUACCCAUGCCAUGACAGGUGCUGGCUUUUGGACCUGAUGCUGAUAACAGCUUGGAUGGUCCUUUUCCUCUUUGGCCCAGAGAGUGCGACGGCAGUUUUUUCCAAAAACUAUUUGAAAUGUUGACUCGGACCACAAAACACAACUUCACUGUGCUACAGUCCAUCUCAGAUGAGACCAAGUCCAGAGAAAUUGGCGGCACUUCUGGACAGUGUUGAUGUAUGGCUUCUGCUUAGCAUAGUAAAGCCUUAACGUGCAUCUGUGGAUACAGCGGCGAAUGGGAAUACAUUGGUAAACCUUUGUCAGUCAUGUCUGAGGGAUUAGACAUCACGCGCAUUCAGAAGUGGUUUUCAGCCUUGCCCUUUAUGCACCGAGAUUUGACCAGAUUCCUUGAAUCUUUUAAUUAUAUUGUGCACUGUAUAAGGUGAAAUUCCCCAAAGACAAAUCGGUAGGAUUUUGGCCAUGUUGUUCUCAAAGUGUUGGAUUAUUCACUGACUCAUCUGUUGGCAGAUUGGCGAGCCUUGACCCAUCGUUGCUCUUGAAGGUCUAAGUCUUUUUUGGAGGCUCCUUAUAUACUAUGAUUAGACAAUUACCUCACCUGUUUCACAUCACCUUCUUAUUUCAACUUGUCACAUCGCUAUUAGUCGUAAAUUGCCCCUGUCACAACUUUUUUGUAACGUGUUAUAUGCAUCCAUUUCAAAACAAACGUUUACCUUAAAAAAAAAACUAUUCAGUUGAGUAGGUAAAACAUCAAAUACCUUGUCUUUAUACAUUUUUUGUUUAAAUACCAGUCAAAGUACAUUUACAAAUCACUCCUCUUUGUUGUUGUUAGCAUUUUCCAUAAUGUCCCAACUUUUUUGGAAUUGGGGUUGUACAAUAGAAGUAAUCAUUUUUCCCUUUUCUUUCCUUGUAUCAUAUUUACUUUAUACAGUAAAGUAACAGUGCAUAUGGAUAUGAAUAGUGGAUGGGGAAAAAAUUUAACUAUUGUAGAAUGAGCUUAUCCUAAGACUGGCUCAGUGCAAAAUUGUGUCCCGGCACAGUGAUGAGCUGUUGUAAAGUGUGAUCGCUGUUGGUACAAAAGACCUCUUGUACCGCUCCUUUCUACAGCAGAGCUGAAUGAGUCUUCUAUUAAAGAAGCUCCACUGUUUAAACAGGAACCCCUCCAUGACCUACUGGUUAUUGUCCAGAAUAGCUGAGAUUUUUAGUGUCCACCUUUCCAUCACCACCUCAAAACCAUCCAGAGAUCAGCCCAAGUCUGAGCUAGCUUCCUUGAUAAGUUUGUUGUGUUGUUUUUUUGUUUAUUUUUGCAUCUCCAGCUCUGAUGCCACCUUCCCAGCAUACUGCUGCACAGAAGACUGCACCGGCUACCACAGACUGGUAGAAGAUAUCUACUUUCUGAGGAAGCUAAGGUCCUUUCACAUUUAAGGAAAGGGAUCAGCAGACUCUAACACUUUGUUGCAAACAUUGAAGUCAAAGCCAUGAAUGUUUAAUAAUAGCCAAGGGAAGGCAUGUAGUCUAUAAAACUGCCCUGUGGGACACUUUGAAUACCAUAAGCAAAUACAAAUCCACUUCUUCUGCUUCUGUGAAUGAAACAUUUAGCUCCUGCUGGUUUACCAUCUUUCUGACAGGAAUUAGAGUUGGAUAAUAGGUAAGGUUCGCCAUAAUCAGUAUUCAAUUCAGCACUCAGCUGAAUAAGCAUGACUUAUAUCAAUGGGAAUAUACGUCAAAUAUAUUUUUCUCAUAUGAAUUCAUGGGGUGCCAAUAAUUGUUGCACAGCUCUAUUUAACUAUUUAUUUAUUUUUUUGAUAUUGUCUUGAUUACUCAAUAAAGAAAUUGAUUAAAGAAA